AUGGAACUCUGCAAGAACAAAAAAGGGGGGAAAAAGCAAGCCUGUCAACAUGAGUGUAGGGCAAGCCUGGAUAAAGGAAAAGCAAAAAGUAGCCUGCCUGGGGACCGGGGUACAGUGAUGGAGCGAAGGGCGACUUGGUGGAGAACAGAGCUGAGGGCAAGACGAGGAAGGGUGAAGAUAAAGCGGCGUGUGUGGCACGCUAAUCUGGAACAAGAUGAUCCGGGUCGUCAUGCGAUGGUUACAUACCUCAAUUCUUUGACCUUCACCUUGACUAUCUUCAAAUCCACCACAAUCGCGGAUUGUCCCAAUCCUCAGCCCAUCGGUGCCACUAAGGAAAAACAAGACGACAUGCCAUUAACCUCUCUGCCGCUCGAACUCCUUGAAAACAUCUCCCAAUUAACCUGA
Molecule: messenger RNA, 405 nt
Organism: Coccidioides immitis RS
Lineage: Eukaryota; Fungi; Ascomycota; Eurotiomycetes; Onygenales; Onygenaceae
Exons: 2
Coding region: 1-405 (134 amino acids)
Source: RefSeq, a predicted model, not a curated record